Molecule: messenger RNA, 222 nt
Organism: Endocarpon pusillum Z07020
Lineage: Eukaryota; Fungi; Ascomycota; Eurotiomycetes; Verrucariales; Verrucariaceae
Exons: 1
Coding region: 1-222 (73 amino acids)
Source: RefSeq, a predicted model, not a curated record
AUGGCACGAUUUGCAGCGCAGAAUAUUUCGCUGAGAAGUGAUUACCAGUUCGACCUUAAAGACGGUGGAUGGCUGGGUGGAAGAGACCUUGCAGAGAUCAGAGAGGCUGUGAGGAAUGCUUUGGAGUAUCUGAAGAAGAAGUUCCACCCUGCAUGGAAGACAACAUCAGAGGAAAGACAGCGCAUCCUUGAGCUUCAGAGAGAUCAGAGAUACCAGAGCUGA